AUGGCACGCCAAAUUUCUAUGAUAAAAUGCACAAUCACCAAUUUUUAUCUGGGGGAUUCCCAGAAGGAGCGCUCCGCCGACAGAGAGGAGUCGGCAAGUCGGCGCCGACGUCGUCCUGAAGACCAGGAGCGGGAUGGCGAAGAGUUGCCACGUCGGCGGGAGCAGGAGCGCUCCGCCGAUGGAGGGGAGCCGGCAAGUCGGCGCCGACGUGGUCCUGGAGACCAGGAGCGGGAUGGCGAGGAGUUGCAAUGUCGGCGGCAGCAGGAGCGCUCAGCCGAUGGAGGGGAGCCGGCAAGUCGGCGCCGACGUCGUCCUGGUGACGAGGAUCGGAAUGGCGAUGGCGAGGAGUCACAACGCCGGCGCCGACGACGCAAUCGCCAAUCCGCUGGCUCGAUUUCGAUGAAUUAUACAUUAAAAUAA
This is a messenger RNA of Drosophila subpulchrella, 420 nucleotides long. RefSeq names its product vicilin-like seed storage protein At2g18540. The transcript has 2 exons. The coding region runs from base 1 to 420 and encodes 139 amino acids. Lineage: Eukaryota; Metazoa; Arthropoda; Insecta; Diptera; Drosophilidae. The record is from RefSeq and is a predicted model, not a curated record.